Messenger RNA from Hevea brasiliensis (rubber tree), 1511 nucleotides. RefSeq names its product glutaminyl-peptide cyclotransferase. The transcript is spliced from 11 exons. Gene Ontology annotation, molecular function: protein binding; glutaminyl-peptide cyclotransferase activity. The record is from RefSeq and is a predicted model, not a curated record. Bases 271 to 1230 code for a protein of 319 amino acids. NCBI's taxonomy places the organism in Eukaryota, Viridiplantae, Streptophyta, Magnoliopsida, Malpighiales, Euphorbiaceae.
AUCGGAGUAAAAAGGCCUCCGAUCGCACAGUUGAAAAGUCACCGGUAGGAAAAAGUCUUGAAGACAUGGUAAUCACCGCACCUGAUUAAAAUCCUAUCCAUUACAGAGAAAUUAGUCAACUAUACUUCGCUGACCAACCAACAAACCAACCGAGGCAGCUAACGCCUGCUCUGCAGUCAGCCACUUGCCGGGCGGUCACACUCCCUCUCCAUGGUCCUUCUCAAAUCCCUUCCUUUUCUGCUUUUCUAAUGCCAAUGAACGCUUCACUUUAUGGGUACCAAAUCUCUCAAUAAGAGGUCUAGCAAGAGCAAGCGAUCUAUCUCCAAGCCAGACAUAAUCAUGCCUCCUUCUCAAACUUCUCGUUUCACUUUCGUGAAAGUGCCCCUGUUUGUUUUAUUAGUUAUGGCCCUCAGCGUUAUCGCUCUAUUGGGCCUUUCAUCGAUCAUGUGGAGCGCUCUAACGUCCACUUAUCACUCCCCUAAAUUAUAUACAAUUCAAGUGCUCAAUGAGUUCCCUCACGACCCCAACGCCUUCACUCAGGGUCUGCUUUAUGCAGGAAAUGAUACAAUAUUUGAGUCAACGGGCCUUUAUGGCCAGUCAUCAGUUCGGAGGGUUGCUCUUCAAUCUGGGAAGGUUGAGGUUCUUCAGGAGAUGAAUGGUUCUUAUUUUGGGGAAGGUUUAACUCUUCUUGGUGAAAGGCUGUUCCAAGUAACUUGGUUGACAAAAACUGGUUUCAUAUAUGACCGAAACGAUUUAAGCAAAAUUGAGAAAUUUACUCAUCAGAUGCAUGAUGGAUGGGGACUGGCAACUGAUGGAAAAAUUUUGUUUGGCAGUGAUGGAACUUCAACAUUAUAUCAGAUUGACCCUCAAACAUUGAAAGUAAUUACGAAACAUACUGUCAAAUAUGAAAAUCAUGAAGUACGCUACCUCAAUGAACUAGAAUUUGUAAAUGGCGAAGUUUGGGCGAAUGUUUGGCAGACUGAUUGCAUUGCAAGGAUCUCACACAAAGAUGGCACUGUGGUUGGAUGGAUUCUUCUUGAUAAUUUAAGGAAGGGAUUGGUAGCAGCUGGGCAAAGAGGCAUUGAUGUUUUAAAUGGUAUUGCAUGGGAUAGCAAUGACAACCGUCUUUUUGUUACUGGAAAAUUGUGGCCAAAGCUUUAUGAAAUCAAAUUGCAACUGAUAAAGAAACCUUUUGAUAAUGGAGUGAUUAAACGGUUUUGCUUACCGUAAUAAGCCAUGCCCAGGAACUUUUUGACAUGCCUGAGCCUGACAUGAAUUCUGAGCUAAGUGUUAAAAAGGACUCAGAGUCACAGGGGAUUUUUGACAUCCUUUUGCGUGGAUGAUAAGCUUGCACUUGCGAGGUUAGGCUGCUACACAGGAGAGAUAAUUGGAUUGAAGAAUGACAAUCACUUGAUUCUUCGGGGGCUUAGUUCUUGUAAGAUUAUUAAAAUGUACGAUUGACUUAUUUCAAAAAAAAGAAAAAAGUGCAAUUGACUUGCGUUGAGAACUUA